Cyclopterus lumpus (lumpfish) is the source of this 2382-nucleotide messenger RNA. RefSeq names its product v-ral simian leukemia viral oncogene homolog Ba (ras related) (gene ralba). Gene Ontology annotation, biological process: Ras protein signal transduction. The transcript has 5 exons. NCBI's taxonomy places the organism in Eukaryota, Metazoa, Chordata, Actinopteri, Perciformes, Cyclopteridae. Gene Ontology annotation, molecular function: GTP binding; GTPase activity; GDP binding. The coding region runs from base 210 to 833 and encodes 207 amino acids. The record is from RefSeq and is a predicted model, not a curated record. Gene Ontology annotation, cellular component: plasma membrane.
ACUUCCGGAAGGUGGGGCUUUUGUUGCAGGAGUGGUUAGCUUUUGGAGAAACCAAUGCCCCGACAUGCUCUAUUAAUGCAGUCAUCAAGAUAACAUUAACCGAAGGGCAGAAAUACAAACUCCUGCUUUGGUUUUGUCCGAGUGUCUGGUUGGGUGUGGUGUGCGUAUGUGUGUGAGUGUGUGAAAGAUACACAAAGAAGAAUCCAGUGAUGGCUACCGGUAAAAGUAAAAACCAGAGCUCCCUGGCACUGCACAAGGUGAUAAUGGUGGGAAGUGGAGGCGUGGGGAAGUCGGCCCUCACCCUGCAGUUCAUGUAUGAUGAGUUUGUGGAGGACUAUGAGCCCACCAAGGCAGACAGCUACAGGAAGAAGGUGGUUCUGGAUGGGGAGGAGGUCCAGAUCGACAUUCUGGACACAGCCGGCCAGGAGGACUACGCUGCCAUCAGGGACAACUAUUUUCGCAGUGGGGAGGGCUUCCUGCUGGUUUUCUCCAUCACAGAGCAAGAGUCCUUCUCGGCCACUGUGGAGUUCAGGGAGCAGAUCUUGCGGGUGAAGGCGGAAGAGGACAAGAUCCCUAUCCUUGUGGUCGGGAACAAGUCGGACCUGGAGGACCGUCGGCAGGUAUCUGUGGAUGAGGCUCGAGGGAAGGCCGAGGAGUGGGGAGUCCAGUAUGUCGAGACAUCAGCCAAAACCAGGGCCAACGUCGACAAGGUAUUCUUUGACCUGAUGCGCGAAGUACGAGGGAAGAAAAUGUCAGAAAACAAAGACAAAAACGGAAAAGGAAAAAACAAAAAGAACAAGAAGAGCUUCAAAGAAAGAUGCUGUUUACUUUGAACCCUGCAUGGACCGUAACAACCCACAAUGCAACUGUUAAGUUGGUGAACAAAGCAGAGCGUCCUUGCCAUUCAAAUGAAAUGUUAUCCUUUUUUCUUUUCUUUUAUAAUUGGGUUUAGUUUAGUGUUUAGAACAAUCAACUAUUUUUUAUUUUUUUAUUAAUGAAAUCUGAGUUGCUGUUCCAUUGGAAGAUAACCACUGUUGUGACUGACUCGGACUGCAGUGCUUGAUGGCUCGCAGUAAGCCAAUGACCAAACUGCCACUGACACUAACUUUGCUGCUUAAGACAUUCUCCACUAUUAAACUCAGCGACUAAACUGCCCUUGACUUUGAUUCAGUGUGUUUUACACCAGAAUGGUUGAGUCUUUGUUAAGUUAACAGUGCUAAUUCAUUUCUUUACCUGCUCUAAAUCUUAACCUGCGUGAUUCUUAGUCUGUUCGUAUAGAUCCCUUGAAUCUCUACAUCAAUUUACAAGGAACUCAAAUGCUGCUGUCUGUCCUUUUUGUAAUCAUUUACGAUGACACUUAAUGUCAUGUCUAUUGAAGAUGUUGGCCUCAUUCAUUCGUCUGUCCAGACUCAUCGUUACGACUGGAGAGCAGUUUUGGAGUGGCUGUUGAAACUGAACGCUUCAAACGUUUUCAUUUUUGAGCCCUUGAGGCUGCUGUUCUUUUAGUUUUAGGCCAUCCAAGGAGUUAUAAUUUUCUGACCACAAAAGAAACGUAGCAGUGAGACGACUCGUUGUCAAACAGGGUUAUCAGCCAUUUAAUAUGAUAACUGCAAAUCAACCCAGAAGUUUCUUCGCAAUUGUUCAGAAGGAUUGCUGCAAGAUAAUGUCUUUGGUGAUUGUAAAACAAAUUUAUGAUGAGUUAAUUUAUCUCUUGGCUUCCUGUAGAUAUUAUAACAUAAAUAUUAUUGUUAGAUAUUCUGAGGCUGUGAAAAGAAGGUUGUAAUGUGGUUACUAGUAUUUCUUUUUUUUAAUGUUAUGUUCAUGUAAUCUGGCCCGUCUCACAUCGCGGAUUACUUCCUGUUUUACAUGACUGUUGAAAUGUUCAGUCUGUACUGUGAGACAGGUGUUGACAAUCCAGCAGGCCAUCAUGAUUCUGGUCCACGAUGGCAUUAUAAUCAAUAACUUCUUUUUCGUUUUUCUUUUUAUACGUUGGUCUUUUUAAUAACAUGCACUACAUUGCCAAUACCUAAGAAGUAGACUUCAUGCCUCGCGCUGGAGAUUUCUAAACAAUUUGUGCCAACAAAAUUUCAAUGUUUGUGGAUGUACAGUAUGUAUGCUUAUUAACUUGUGUGUGUGUGUGUGUGCGCGCAUUCACCAGAAAAUCCUACUACUUUUCUGUGUCUCUAAGUGAAGCUUUGAAGAGGGCGCCAACUUCUUAACUGUUGUUGAAUCAAGUGCUACAGUGAACAAGAUGUUUUUACCACUGCCUAAACCCUUGUUUGUAACCCUCCCUUUUUCUUUCACUUCCUACUGCUGUGAGUAUGCUUUUAUCUCUCUGCAGCGGGAGUGUUGCCGAAUAAAUGCCUUUUCUUUUCUUUGUAA